Molecule: messenger RNA, 362 nt
Organism: Cotesia congregata
Lineage: Eukaryota; Metazoa; Arthropoda; Insecta; Hymenoptera; Braconidae
Source: the annotation of a GenBank genome assembly
UUAGAUUCCUAAUGAAACUCAGUCAUGAGACUGUCACGAUAGAAUUAAAAAAUGGUACACAAGUUCAUGGCACAAUUACUGGUGUAGAUGUGGCAAUGAAUACCCAUUUAAAAACAGUUAAAAUGACAAUCAAAAAUCGUGAACCUCAGCAGUUAGAUACGUUAAGUUUGAGAGGCAAUAACAUUAGGUAUUAUAUUUUACCUGAUUCAUUGCCAUUGGAAACUCUACUUAUUGAUGACACUCCAAAAGCUAAAGCAAAAAAGAAGGAAGCUGCAAGAGGCGCAACCAGAGGUCGUGGUCGUGGUGGCCGUGGAGCUCGUGGAGGUCGUGGAGGCCGUGGAAGAGGUCGAGGUCGACGUUAG